Penicillium manginii is the source of this 2958-nucleotide messenger RNA. Its product is annotated as tetratricopeptide repeat protein. The record is from RefSeq and is a predicted model, not a curated record. The transcript has 8 exons. NCBI's taxonomy places the organism in Eukaryota, Fungi, Ascomycota, Eurotiomycetes, Eurotiales, Aspergillaceae. Bases 1 to 2958 code for a protein of 985 amino acids. Gene Ontology annotation, molecular function: protein binding.
AUGUUGCAAGAAGUCUGCGAGCUCAGGGCCCAAAAUAGGAAUAGCCAGCUUGCAAUAGUCGCUAUCCCUGCAGAGGGCCUGUCACGAGUGUCUGAAUGGGUUGACCCGUCUGGAUCGUGGCUGAGCAAGUUGAUCGAUGACAUUUUGAUUCCCACACGAGUGUGGGAGUAUAUCUACGAUGGACAGCACGAGGGGUCUCUAGCACAGCAACUUGUUGCUGAUGGUCGGAGUCUUCUCGAAGAUCUUUACAGUCAUUUUUCCAAACCAGAGCACGAGAAAUGCCCCCUUGUUUUUAUCUGCCAUGGCACGGGUGGGCUUGUGUUGAAAAAGAUCGCUACGAAGCCUGUUUGCACUCUACGGACAAUCUCUGAAAGUGUCAUUGACGGCGAGGCCAAUCACUUGGAUAUCUGCAAGGUUCCCGUUGGAGGUAUGGUAUACAAGGCCUGUGUGGAGCUCUUCGGGCGGAUUAUAGAAACCGCUCCUAAAACCAUCGUGGAGAGAUUCAAGCCCUAUAACGUACCCAUCGGGUUGGAAGUUGACACCCUUCGCAGUCCCAGUACAGCGGGAUACACCAAAUUGAUGGAGCAAGAGUCACUCGUACAAGACUCUCUGCCAAUCUCUUCUCCAUUCGGCGCCACUGCGGGAUCGACUGCGGGGUCCUUUGAGAUUGUCCCGGCCAUCGCUGCGCUUGAGAUCACUAGACGAGAUCCUAAGUUGCCAUGUUAUUCUUUCGGAACAAAAAGGAAAAUGGAGUAUUUUUGUGGUAGGCAGGAUGUUCUCCAAAAAAUGGAUGAGUGCCUACUCCCCUCGCCGAAUAAGCUUGAAUCAGAGGGCGGGGAGCAAUUACAGUCCUUCGCCAUCUGUGGUCUCGGUGGAAUGGGCAAAACAGAACUUGCCGUGGAAUUUGCAUAUACCCGCAAAGAGUAUUUUGAAGCAAUCUUUUGGCUUGGUGCCGAUAACGUCCAAGUUCUAGCAUCAAACUUUGCCAAUAUAGCGCAGCAACUCGGGCUUGAAGAUGGUCCACAGGAUCUUGUGGCAAGUCGUGACAUUGUGAACGGAUGGCUUUCAAAGCCCAUGAGAAAGGUCGCGGAGCCAGAUAUCCCAGAGAACCAGGUCCACUGGCUUAUGAUUUUCGAUAAUGUGGACAAUCUGGAUGUUCUCUAUGACUAUUGGCCCACAACAGGACGUGGCUCAGUGCUGAUUACCAGCCGUGAUCCAUUGGCGAAGCAUAAUCACCUCUUAGAAAAUGGCCAAGAUCUAUCUCCUCUCACAUCUACUGAAUCAGAGACUCUCAUGCAACAUUUGACACACGUCAAAGCCGAUCCGCCACAACGUGAAGCGCUUGCGGCAAUUCUCGAGAGGCUCGAUGGCCUGCCUAUCGUGAUUGAUCAAAUGUCAAGCACGUUCCGAGACUUGAGGCUCUCUUAUAUUGACUUCCUCAGGCUAUACAACGAAGAAGGAAUUGUACGACUUCAGACAAUGCAAAAUUUCUCCGCCACAUCGGAUAAAGUUGGCUCAUUAGUGACCCUGUGGUCUCUCAAGCGUCUUUCUAUCCGUACUAAAGAACUGCUAUGGGUGAUCAGCUUGCUUGAUCCAGACGAAAUCCCGGAAGAGACCUUUCACUACAAGAAAGGGCACGUUGCGUUGUCAAACUACCCCAAAACCCUAAGGGACUACCUACAAGCGAGGGCAGAACUUUUAUCAUCAUCAUUGAUCAAACACGAUGCUGAACAGCAAAAGAUCUCCCUCCAUCGACUUACCCAAGAGACAGCGAGAGCCAUAAUGGACGAGAACCAGCUCUUCCAGGCAUUUCAGACAGCGAUACAGCUAGUCAUUGAGGCAUGGCCAUUCCAGUCGAUGAGAGAGCACCAUUGGAUCGCACGAUUUCCCAAGUGCGAAACAAUAUUCCCUAGUAUUCUGCGCUUGAAGAGCAGAGCCGAAGAAUUUAUCAGGGAUGGACGUGAUUAUGCCCUGAAUAUUGAACUUGCGAAACUGCUCAAUGACACAGGAUGGUAUAUGUAUGAACGUGGUGUACCAGAAGAGCUAAAGACCUUUGCUGAAUUGAGUCUGAAGAUCGGUGAACAACUACAAGCUCGGGGAGGCGACGAGGAGGUUCUGCGAACAGUCCGAGAAAGUCACUCUUACGUGGGCAUAGCUUGUGCAGAGUCUCACGAUAGCACCUUGCAUAUGUUCCACAUUCAGAAAUGGUUGGACGUGCUACUGGAAAGGGAAUCCACUCCCGGCGUUCCGGUUCUGGACUAUGAGCUUGGAUAUGCCUACAAUGAGAUUGGGGUUGCAUAUGGUUUUCAAAAUAAAGUUGAAGAAGCAGCGCAGGCAUUCCUCCGCUCCGUUGAAAUAUUCCAAGGACUAAGUGACUACGAAGAGACGAUGCUGGGGUGGCCAACACCCAAUCUUGGAUUUAUGUAUUGGUUGCAAGGCAAGUUAGAGGACGCAGAACAUGUCUUUACCGAGAUAUUGGAUAUACACGUCGCAGCGUGGGGGGUGGACGAUACGACAUCAUUCAAAACAGGGAAAAUUUUAUAUGGGAUGGGUAACGUCCUCCAUGACAUGGGACGCUUUGACGAGAGUUUCAAUUUUCAUCGCCGUUGUCUCCAGCAAUAUAAGAAAACACUUGGGCUCAGGCACGAGCGUACAGGUGACAUUUGCCACAGACUUGCAGGUCACUACAUACGGCAGGGAGCGUACAAGGAAGCCGAGGAAUAUGUCGACCUCGCGCUAAAAAUAUUCAGUAGACGUGAAUUGCUAGUCGGCAAACGCGCUAGAACGUCAUUUUGCAAAGGAAGAUUGCUUAGCUAUAUGAAAAGGGACGCAGAAUCCAAUGAGCUACUGUCAAAAGCUUAUCAACUGCACAAGAAAUUGAAGCCGGAUGACAUUCGUCCGCUGGAGGAGUUGAAAGAGAAGGACUUCGACAUACUGGUUGAAUUUUGGUCGCGAUGA